Saprolegnia diclina VS20 is the source of this 1333-nucleotide messenger RNA. RefSeq lists its product as hypothetical. The record is from RefSeq and is a predicted model, not a curated record. Gene Ontology annotation, biological process: amino acid transmembrane transport. Bases 51 to 1250 code for a protein of 399 amino acids. NCBI's taxonomy places the organism in Eukaryota, Oomycota, Saprolegniomycetes, Saprolegniales, Saprolegniaceae. Gene Ontology annotation, molecular function: amino acid transmembrane transporter activity. The transcript has 2 exons.
GAAAUCCAAAUCGCAUUUGCAAUCAGUUUCUGAUUUGCAAGACGACGAGGAUGCGGGAGGCCAAGCCGCUGCUGCGCCCUGCUGACGCCGAGGACAUUGACCAGCACGCGACGAUCGCGACGUCGUACCUCGGCCUCAUGAGCACGAUGGCCGGCGCAUGUAUCCUCGCGCUCCCGAGCACCAUGGGCGCGACCCACGUGCUGCCCAACCUCCUCAUCCUCGCGGCCGUGACAGCGCUGAGCCUCCUUGCGUGCGCGUGCCUUGUCGUCGCCUGCAACGCCACCGGCGUCUACUCAUACGAGCUUCUCUCCAAGCGCCUCUGCGGCCCGCUCGUGCUUUGGGGCAUCCGCGCCAUGACCAUGGGCCUCCUCUUCGGCGCCGUCGUCAUGUACAUCGUCAUCUCGAUGGACAUGCUCGAGCCGUUCGUGCCGCUCUCGCGCUUUGAGCUCGGCGCACUCUUCACGAUCAUCUGCCUCCCGCUCUGCCUCCCCGACACGAUCCACGCGCUGCGCUACACCAACUUCUUCGUCGUCCUCUGCGUGCUCUACAUCGUGGUCGUGCUCUCGUGGCAUGCGAUCGGCAUGGACUGGCCGACGCCGUCGACGACGCACGUGACGUACGGCGCGAUCGCGUACGCCGUCCCGAUCCAAGCGCUGAGCUUCUGCUGCCACCUCAACGUGCCCCGCGCGUACGGCGAGCUCGUGCACCGGAGCCAGAUCACGAUCGUGUCGACGCUCAUCAUGGGCUCGGGCGCGGCCUUGUACUUGAUUGCGUCGAUCGCGGGCUACGUCUGCUUCAACGGGAUGCCGCCGGCCGACAUUCUCACGGGCUUUUCGUCCGAGGACGCGAGCAUCAACGGCGUCCGCAUCGCGCUUGGCCUGUGCAUGAUGUGCAAGACGCCCGUGACCUUUCAGCCGAUCCGCGAGGUCAUUGAGACCGUCUUCCUCGGGCCCAUGACGCACGCCGAGGCGCGCCACCGCCUCCCGUUCCGCGUCCUCGCCACAUCGAUCUUUCUGCUCGCGGCCUUUGUGCUCGCCGUGACGGCCGAAGACGUUGGCGUCGUCAUGGGCUGGAUCGGCGGCACGACCGGCAUCCUCCUCGCCUUCACUGUGCCUGGCUACUUUGUGUGGCAAGUGGCCAACGACGCGUACAACGAAUGGACGCCUACCGACAAGACCCGCGGCCGCGUGGUCGCCGUCGGCAUGAUGGCCACGGGCGUUGCGCUCACGAUCAUCUCAAUCACCAAGUAGAGAGGCCGUAGACCCCAUAGUACAUAUAACCAUUGCUCGUACAGCUCCAUGGUCUUGACCUGCGCGAUGCAGUCGGUCUGGCC